AUGUCGGCGCCGAAGCAAAGAAAGGUUGCCAUCGUCGGCAGCCGAUCGGUCGGUAUGUGCAGAAAGUCGUCCCUUGCGGUUCAAUUCGUCGAUGGCCAUUUCGUCGACAGCUACUACCCCACGAUUGAGAACACUUUUAGCAAGACGAUUAGAUAUAAGGGUCAGGAUUAUGCCACUGAAAUCGUCGACACCGCAGGCCAAGACGAGUACAGCAUCCUGAACUCCAAACAUUUCAUCGGAAUCCAUGGGUAUAUGCUCGUGUACUCGGUCUCAUCCUUACCCUCGUUUGAGAUGAUCCAAGUCAUCCGGGAAAAAAUCCUUAACCAUCUGGUAAUUGGCAACAAGAGCGACUUGCGACCCGAACAACGCCAAGUGAGCCCAGAGGAGGGAAAGAAGCUAUCAGAGAAGCUGCAAUGCGGUUGGACAGAGGCGAGCGCCCGGUAUAAUGAGAACGUUGGCCGGGCAUUCGAGCUUUUAAUUGCCCAGAUUGAGAAGUCUCAAAACCCCGGGGAGGCACCAGAGAAGAGCAACUGCUCUGUAAUGUAA
Pochonia chlamydosporia 170 is the source of this 546-nucleotide messenger RNA. Its product is annotated as peptidase cysteine/serine, trypsin-like protein. Gene Ontology annotation, cellular component: plasma membrane. NCBI's taxonomy places the organism in Eukaryota, Fungi, Ascomycota, Sordariomycetes, Hypocreales, Clavicipitaceae. The record is from RefSeq and is a predicted model, not a curated record. The transcript is spliced from 3 exons. Gene Ontology annotation, biological process: small GTPase-mediated signal transduction. Gene Ontology annotation, molecular function: GDP binding; GTPase activity; GTP binding. The coding region runs from base 1 to 546 and encodes 181 amino acids.